AAGAGGUUUCUGAUCCCUUCCGCGCGCGAUCUUGGCCCGGCUUUCGCCCUGGAUCUGGAAUGCAUCGGCCGUCUCCUCCUUCGCCAACAUGCUGUCGCCGAGACUGACCCGGGCAUCGCCGCAUAUUCGGAUCAGACGCUGCUUCCACACCACCGGACAAACCCAACGAAGCCUAUCGUCGCUUCACCCGGAUGCCGACCACCCGUUCGGGCUCCAGAUCGAGCGCAACCUGUCCAAGAGCCCAUUUGCAGAUGCGAUCGACGUGCUGGUUUCACCCACCUCGGGUCGCGGCAUCUAUGCGAUGAGGAACAUUCCUGCGGGUGAAAGCAUCAUCGUGGAGAACCCAUUUGCGGAGGUCCUGCGAGACACCGAGAACCGAUGCCAUCGCUGCUGGAAACCAAAUGUCCCCAGCUCGCCCCAGUGCACAUGCGACCUCUCGCAGUUGAGCAUGGAAUACAAAGCCUUUUUCGACACCAGACCCCGUUACCAGGAGCUCUGCGAUCUCCAGUACCGGCACAUAGAAGAGGACGGCUCCUUCCCGAUCCUGAUCACCAACAUCAUCGGGCGCAUCCUACAUGAUCUGACGACCAAGGGCAGCUUCGAUUCGAUGGUCCUCAUCAACCAGCUCGUCCACGGCAACGAGAUCGAGCCGGCGCACAUUCCCGAGACCUGGCAAUCGUCGUACCGGCGCAUCCAGGAGUGCAUCCUCACCGAGCCCGGCCAGGCCGAGCUGUUUUCUCUGCCCUGGUACGCCCGCAAGAUGACCAUGCUGAAUCUGAACGUCUUUCGGGUCUUUCUGCCGGACCAGGCCGGGGCAGCCCUGUAUAUCCUGUCGUCCUUUCUCAACCACUCUUGCGUGCCUAACGCCCAUCCCUUCUGGAGAGACUCGAACGCCAUCGAGAUCCAGACUGUCAGAGACAUCCGCAAGGGCGAGGAGCUGCUCAUCUCGUACACCGACAUUGAUCAAUUCAAAAGCGAUCAAGAGCGCAACGGCUGGCUUCAGCACAUGUACGGGUUCUCAUGCCGGUGCCAAUUGUGUCAGCGCCUGGCCCACUCCAAGAAUCGCCUGACCCGCAACCAGUGAUCCCAGACGGGCUCCUUUGAUGUGUCCAUGUAUCGGCGAGCCCAAAGGAGCUGGGAGGGGGUCGCAAACAGCUGGGUUGUAUUUUGACAAUCACACGGUUUCCGCCAAUUGUCUGGCCCCGUUCCCGAUUUCCGGGCAGCUUCGGAACCAGCGAGGGACCACCAGUGGGCUAGCAGCAGUGACAGAACAGCGAAAGAAGUAUUGGGCGCUUGAAAGACAGCCACGCAGACAGAAAGCGUCUAUA
Molecule: messenger RNA, 1328 nt
Organism: Polychytrium aggregatum
Lineage: Eukaryota; Fungi; Chytridiomycota; Chytridiomycetes; Polychytriales
Exons: 3
Coding region: 89-1084 (331 amino acids)
Cellular component (GO): nucleus
Molecular function (GO): protein binding
Source: RefSeq, a predicted model, not a curated record